Messenger RNA from Chrysemys picta bellii (western painted turtle), 5424 nucleotides. NCBI's taxonomy places the organism in Eukaryota, Metazoa, Chordata, Testudines, Emydidae. The record is from RefSeq and is a predicted model, not a curated record.
UCCUUUUGGCAGAGUAAUCAGUGUUAGCUGAGCUCUUUUGCUGAAUGAAUCCCUGUUUGUUGCCUUCUGAAAUGACCAGCGCACAUAAGUGUAUUGAGGCUGUGGUAAUGUAUGAAGUCCAAUUCUGAAACACCAUGUCAAAUGAAGGCAGCUCUGGUGAGCACCUUUCUACAACAACAGUCAGUUCAGUUGCUGUUCAGGCUGGAGAUUCCAGGAUUGUUAUCGCUAUACUUAAGUGUGGGAAAUGGGUGCAGCUUCAGCUGACUGAGUCAAUUCCAAAUGUAUUAGAAAUUGGCAGCAAUCAAGAUGAGACCAAAAAACUACUACAAGAUCAUGAACUCCUCCUGGCUAAACUUAAGUCUUUGGAAGAUCAAGUCUGGGACCUGUUACGUGAAGCAGACAAGACUGCAGAGGAAAACAAAGAGCAAAGCCAAGUGUAUGAUGCCAUGGCCCAGACUCUAGGGGAUGCCUGGGAUGCCCUCAUCAUUAUGCUAGAGAAGCGAAGAGCACUUCUGAAACUUACUGCAGUAUUUUUUGAAAAUGCUCUGGAGUUUGCUAUUAAAAUAGACCAAGUGGAGGAUUUCCUUCGGAAUGCCCAGGAGUUUGAGAACACUGAAUCUUUGAAAAAGCUCCUUCAUCAGCAUGAGCAUCACACAAAAGAGCUCUUGGAAAAGUCACUGGCCCUUUUAAACAAAAGCCAUGAGCUGACUGAAUUCAUAGAAGAAUUCAAAUCUGCUGGGCCUAAUGUAAACCCUGAGUUGAUUCAAGGAGCCCACAGCAGCUGCUUGAAAAUUGGCAGUCUCCUUGAACUGCUGCAAGACAGGAGAAGGCAACUGGACAAAUAUCUGAAACAGCAAUGCCAAGGACUAGAGCAGGUUCUGCAAAUUUGUCAUUGGCAUCACCAAGAAAACCAGGUAACAUCUUGGUACAGGAAAAAUAUGAGUGAUUAUCUACAUAAGCAAAAUCUAGGCUCAUCUUUAACAGAAAAUGAAGAGCUACUUCAUGAGCACAUGGAAAUGGAAUUCAAGGCUAAGGAAUGGAAUUCCACUGUGGAAAAAUUAAAAGCAGAAGCACUCAAGAUUCUGUUUUCAGAGGACUACGCAGAAAAGGAACAUCUGAAGCUUUCAAAUCAGAAAAUAAAUCUGUUGCAAGAAGAGUUGUGCCAUCGUAUGGAGGAAAGGAAAACCUUGUUACAAGAGGCCAAUGACUUCUUUAGUGCUGCUAACAAGGCAUUUGAUGUUCUUGGAGGUAUUGAAGCUUACCUUAAGCUCCUUAACUCAGAGGGUUUAAGUUUGCCUAUCUUGGCAAUGAAGCAUGAGGAAUUACAGGGAGAAAUUAAAGACUGCACAGCUGAUGCUUUGCAGAAGGGAAAAGUCUUAGUUAGCAAAGGAGAUUCCCACAGCUCUUGGAUGACUGGAAUUCAGGAAAUGAUAGAAUAUGUUCAGAAAAGAGUGGAUCAACUAAUCAGACAGUGUCCUGCUUACAAAGAACUUGCUUUAAAGAAACAAGGGCUCACUGCCUCACUAGAAGAUUAUCUAAAGAAGGUAUCAUUGUCAAUUAAAAAAGUCAGUCCGAUACUUGAAAUCAGUAUGGAUCCUGGUUCUUGUUUGACUGAGUCAGAGAAAGUUUUGAACGAAUACCUAGAACUGUCUAAUCAAGCAAAGGAAACAUCACAUGAACUGGAAGCAGCUGUGAGAAUUAUUAAUGAAGUGGAAGAAUUUGAACCUGCAGAGGUGGCAGCUUUCUCUAGCAAAGCUGAUCUUCUAAAUGAAGAACUGACAACACUUAACAAAAAUAUUAGUUCAAAACUAGAUGUUCUAAAAGCUUAUGUGGCAUUUUUAAAGUCAGCGAAGGAGGUAAAUGACCAAGCUCAAAGUCUGAAGGAAUUCUAUAAAUCUGAGCCUGUGCAAACAGAGAGCGAAGCUGAAAACAAGACUGUGAUUGAGUCAGCUGAUACUCAGUGGCCGAUCGUUUUAAAGAAGAUUCUUUCCACUCAAGAUAUGGGGCAAGAUUUUAUUAAUUCAUUAAAUAUGGUGAAUAAGAAUUUUAUAUUAAAGUUGGAAAACGUUGUGCAAGUAACUGAAGAUACUAUCGACAAACUAAAUAAAGAAAAGGAAGAGCUGACAGACCUGUGGACAACAUGGAAGCUCCAUAUCAAUCAAGAAAAGUCCAUCAAACAACAAUGUUGGAAAUUUAAAGAGCAAUUUAAAAAAACUACUCAUAACUUAAUGAUUCUUGAGGAGGCUCUCAGACCUGCAGCAGUUGACCUUGGGAGUAACCUUCAGAUUUUUUUAGAACUACAACAAAAAUUUAAUCAAAUGAAACAACAGUUUCAGCAACUAACUGCUGAGGUUGAAUACACAGUAAAAUUAUCAGAAUUGCUGACCCUAAAAGGAGUUCCUGUUAAAGAAAAUUCUGAGAAAGUAAGUGAGCUUACUGAUCUUCAUCAGAGGAUAAAAGAAAGGAUGACAGAAUAUGAUGAAAUCUUCAACAAGUCAGUCAAAUUCCAUCAUGUCAAAGAACAACUGGAAUGUCUCAAAAAAUCAGGAGAACUGGAGAUUCCUGAAACAAGUGAGAUCCCUGAUGAUGCACACCAAGCUAGAGUCCACCUUGCUAAUACUCAGGAAAAACAUGCGCAUAUUGGACAUCUAUAUAAACUGGCUCUUACCCUAGGAGUGGACAGCCUUUCUGCAGUGCAGCAUCCUAACUGCUUUAAUAUUUCUGUAAAGACUCUACAGCAGGAGCUUGCUACACUGGAGUGUGACAGCAUUAACUGGAGAACCAAAGCAGAUAAGUAUGAGGAGGAACUGUCACACAACUUCCAGUACUGCACAAGUAGAGAAGAGAUAAAUGAGCUCAGAGAGUCAUUUAAAGAUCUGAAAAAGAAAUUCAACAACCUGAAAUUUAACUAUACCAAGAAAACAGAAAAAGCUCGAAAUCUGAAAGUUCUUAAGAUACAAAUUCAGCAGGUUGAAAUGUAUGCUGAAAAAAUGCAGAUUCUGAGAAAGAAGAUGGAUAAUUUAGAGAAGAAAGUUACUGGCUGUGUAAUAAAUCAUCCUGAUGGUAAAGCUGGUGUUCUCUUGGAGUCAGUCAACGAGUUACAGAAACAGCUGAGCGAAUUUGGCAGAGUUGUGGAGGAUUACAAGCAAAAUUUGGAUCGGAUUGAGCAUCUGCAGCAGAUGAUGGAAGAGUGUCAGUUUUGGUAUGAAGAAGCAAGUGCUACAGUCGUUAGAGUUGGGAAGUAUUCUGCAGAGUGUAAAACGAGGGAAGCAGUGGCAAUUCUCUACAAGCAGUUCAAUAAGUUUAUCAAGCCUAUGGUGCCUCAACAAGAGGAAAGAAUUCAGCAGAUUACUGACCUCGCUAAACACUUAUAUGGUUUUGAAGAAGGAAGGAAAUAUAUUGAGAGAACAAUAAAAAGACACAAAGAAGUUCUUGAUUCUAUUGAUGAAUUGUGUAUCUCUUUAAGAGAACUUGAAGAGCAGAUUGUGGAAGAUGUGUUAAAAGAAAAAACAUCUGAUACAGGUGGUUUUGCUGAGGAGUCAGCCACUAUACCAAGAAAACAAGAAAGAAACAGGCAGGAGACAUAUAAGGAAGUUACCAAAGCAAAGCAAGAGGAAGAGACGAGACUGGCUGAUAUUUCAGUUGUCUGCCCAGCUGGUGAGGAUUUCAUUUCACAGGAUAUGGCGCUGGCUCCUUCUGCCAAAGAGGAUAGUUUACAGGCUGAGCUGCUGGCAGAAGAAACGCCCUCCAGCGAGGAAUAUCAAUGUAGAUCACCUGAUGAUAUCUCUUGGCCCUUGCUGUCCGAGAUGCCUGAAUCCGACCUCCUGCAUUCUGAAGCUGAGCUGGAAGAGCAGCCCUGCUGUAGUUCUCCUAGUCUGCAUGUCAGCUCCUGUAGUUUGCAAACGCAGAUAAACUCUGGCAGUAAAAGAAUGACUGAUGAGUCUGAUCUCUUAACACCUGUUGCUUAUGCUGACACUUCAGAUCAUAGAAGGGAAACCACAUCAGAUGAGUUAGAGAGAUUGUUCCCAUCUCCCAUAGAUCACUAUCCAAAAUUUGGAAUGGAAUCUCCUUUGACUUGUAGUUCACCAGCCGUACCUGAAAACAUCACUGCUUCCUGCACAAUACAUGCAAAGCCUGCAUAUAGCAUGAUCAGUGAAGUGCGUGAGACACAUUUACAACACAAUGAAGCUCACCAAAGCAUGACAGAAACACAAGAACAAUUGCAUGACAUUAAUAACUUUACUAAAACCCAGGAUAGGCUGCAUGCUUUGCCUGAUGCAUUCUCAGGUCUCAUGUUUCAAUCAGACACCACCAGAAGCUGUCAGAGGCAGAUGGUCACCCAACAAGAGAUUAAAAGCGCAUCAGAAAAGAACAGCAUGGCCAGCCUAUCUGGACAGGCGCCUAACUUCUCCAAACUGCUGUCCAAUGUAACCGUCAUGGAAGGUUCUCCGGUGACUUUGGAAGUAGAAGUAGCAGGAUUUCCAGAGCCUUCACUGACAUGGUACAAGAAGGGCCAGAAAUUGACCGCAGAUGAGCACUUAAAGCUUUUACAAAAGGAGACAAAGCAUGCUUUGUUCAUUCAGAAGGUGUGUGAUGCAGAUGCUGGCCUCUAUGUUGUUCGGGCUAAAAAUUCUAGUGGCACUAUCUCAUCAAGUGCCAUCCUCCAUGUGAAAGUACAAGGAAAACAACCAAACUUCAUACAGAAAUUUGGACACACAACUCUACAAGAAGGAGAAGAUUUAAUCCUGCAUUGCACUAUACAUGGAAUACCCAGACCAAAUGUUGUUUGGACUAAAGAUGAUAUCAGACUGGUAGCUGGAAACAUCAGUAUUGAGAAAUUAGGUGACUCCUAUUACCUUUUAAAAAGAAAUGUAGUCCUUGCUGAUACUGGGAAAUAUAUUUGUGUUGCAAGCAAUGAAGUUGGGGAAGCAUACUGUUCAGCUUUCAUAAGAGUUACAGAGAAAAAUGAAAAACCAGAAAUUCCCACUGAAACUGAGACAAAAUCAAAACAGGAACAAGGAUAUUUUUCAGAAAAAAUGACUGUCCCUACAACUGAAGUGGGACAAGGUCAGGAUGCAUAUUGUAUGAAAGGUCAAAGGCCAAUGGCUAACCAUCUGUCAGUGAGGUUAAAACAUGAACAGUGGCUGCAGAGUGCCUAUUUUUCACAUGUGGAGUCGCAAGAGGUUAACAUCAGUUUGAAGCAUGAUCCCAUAAUUCUCUUGGCUAGUCCAGAGGAUAUUAUAGGGGAAAUCUAAUUAAGAAGAUUGGUUGAACUUCAGGAUGCCCAAUUUAUGAGUGGACUAAUUGCUUGCUGUGAAUCUUCAUGGAACUUUGACAUUGUGGGGGUGGGGGGGAGAAGGGACUCUCUGAGUACUGCUUAAUUAAUACCUGUUAAGAACAUGCUAGUAAUUAGAAUUUGUAAUU